Bactrocera oleae (olive fruit fly) is the source of this 2000-nucleotide messenger RNA. RefSeq names its product Rhodopsin 6 (gene Rh6). Lineage: Eukaryota; Metazoa; Arthropoda; Insecta; Diptera; Tephritidae. The record is from RefSeq and is a predicted model, not a curated record. Gene Ontology annotation, biological process: visual perception; G protein-coupled receptor signaling pathway; cellular response to light stimulus. Gene Ontology annotation, molecular function: G protein-coupled photoreceptor activity. Gene Ontology annotation, cellular component: plasma membrane.
UCAUGGCACACAGUUAUAAAAGCCUUAGACCGCCGGGGACCAUACUCAUAGCAGUGCGACAAGUAUAAGUGUGAAGGCGUUUUAUCAUUUCCAACGGUCAACCUAAUAGUUGCUACGGAGCUAUGGGAGCACCAAAAUAAAUUCUAUAAAAUUAUUUCUUCAAAACUAACUUCUCCGAACGUCGUUCAACCAAACAGCCAAUUCAGUUUUUCAGCCGCUUUUGUGUGUGUGGAAUCUACCGAGCGAGUGUCUAAGCUAAGCCAAAACACACAAACUCCAAGGAUUGCUGACUGCCAGGUAGAACUAUGGAUUUCACGAAAGCUCUAAGGCUGCCACUGCCGGCUGGCUUUCAGUAUCUACGCGAUGGGCGCAAUAUCAGUCUGGCCGAUAGUGUUCCUGCUGACAUUUUCCACAUGGUUGAUCCCUACUGGUAUAAAUGGCAACCGAUGGAGCAGAUUUGGUUUCAAAUCAUUGGCUUUAUCAUCACCGUUCUGGGUGUAAUGUCGCUAUCGGGCAAUUUCAUUGUCAUGUAUAUAUUCACCUCGACACGUUCACUACGUACACCAUCAAAUAUUUUUGUGGUUAACUUAGCCUUUUCCGACUUUAUGAUGAUGUUCACUAUGUUUCCACCAGUGGUGUUAAAUGGUUUCUACGGCACUUGGAUUAUGGGACCAUUCCUAUGUGAAUUAUACGGUCUGGCCGGUUCGCUUUUCGGUUGUGUGUCCAUUUGGUCCAUGACUUUGAUCGCAUAUGAUCGCUACUGUGUGAUCGUGAGGGGUCUGUCUCGCAAACCACUCACCACGACCGUGGCUGUUGUACGCUUGAUUUUUGUAUGGUGUAUUUGCGGCACCUGGGCCAUACUGCCGAUGGUCGGCUGGAAUCGUUAUGUACCUGAGGGUAAUAUGACCGCAUGCGGUACGGACUACUUUGCUAAGGACUGGUUUAAUCGUUCAUAUAUCAUUGUGUACUCAUUAUGGGUGUAUGCUACGCCAUUGACGACAAUUAUCUUUUCAUAUUACCACAUCAUGAAGGCUGUUUGGGCUCACGAGAAAGCUAUGCGUGAUCAGGCUAAGAAAAUGAAUGUCGCCUCAUUGCGUAAUAGCGAAGCAGAUAAAGGCAAAUCGAUUGAAAUUAAACUGGCUAAAGUGGCGUUGGUUACAAUAUCGCUGUGGUUCCUCGCCUGGACCCCAUAUACGAUAAUCAACUAUGCGGGUAUUUUCGGUUCGAUGAAUCUCUCACCGCUGAGCACAAUUUGUGGUUCGGUAUUUGCGAAAGCAAAUUCAGUCUGCAAUCCAAUAGUCUAUGGUCUCAGUCACCCUAAAUAUCGACAAGUAUUGCGCGAGAAAAUACCUUGUCUCGCCUGCGGCAAAGACGACAUGGCCUCCGAAGUACGCACGCAAGCGACGGCAGAAAUCAGCGAAUCAGCGGCAUAAGUAUGUGGCCCAGCUAUGGAACUGAAAGUACAAUAAUCAUAAAAACUACAACAUGCAGCAACCGGAACACGAUUCUGAUAACAUUUAUACAGUUUUAGACUUCACUCUAGGUUAUGUAUGCAAAAAGCUUGGCUUUACAUGCUCCUAGCGUGGAUUUAUAUUUAAUGAAACAACUAGAAACAAUGAUACUUAGAGGGUGGAUUAUAAAACGUCAAUCUGCAACGAGGUAACAGAAAAACGAAAAAACAAACAAAAAAAAUCGAAAAACAACAAGCAACGACUUAGCAGAAGAGAGUUGUGAUGCAGUAAAGUACCAAAUGAAAGAAAUUUAACAAAUAUGCAGUUUUUUUAUGGCGUAAGUUUAAAUAUUGUAUAGUUGAUGUACAUGCCACUUCGCUUUAUCUGCUAAAAAGUACUCAAGUAAUUCCUCUCUUUCACUUCAAUAUUUUCUUUUUUCUAACAAUAAUUAUAGGUGUUCUGAUCUUUCCGCAGUUUUCGGAUUGUCAGUGUAUUAUACAUAUUUAUCAAAAUAUUUAAAGGAACUGCAAUUUAAAAACCAAAAAAAAA